AUGAUGAAUGAUGCAGACAAGAAUAAAAAAGAAGGUGAAAUUGGAGUAAAAGAGAAAGAUGGAAAGAGGAAUGAAAAUGAGAAUGAUGAAGAGGAAAAAGAUGAUCAUGAUGAGGAAACAAAUAAUCAUGAGGUGACUAUUCAACAAACUGAAAAUGAAAAUUUGUUGGAUAAUGUUGUUCACAACAUUGUGGACAAUGUCCUUGGAAUUGGAAUUUCAAGUUUAAAUAGUCAAGAAGACGAAAUCUGGAAUCACCCUGAAAUGAAAACUAUUUUCGAUAAUAUUGAUAUAGGCAAGGAAAAAUCUGAAGAUAGAAAUGAAGGAGGAACAGAAGCUAAGAACACGAAAGAUGGAGGUGAAGAAAAACAUAUAGAAACUGAGAAACGAAAUGCAAAAGAUAAAGUUCUUUAUCUUUCAGGAAAGAAAAAGUCAAAAAAUGACAACAAGAAAGGAGAAAAAACUGACAAGACAAAAGGAAAUAAAGGAGAUACUCAUCCAAACUUUAGUCUAGGUCUCAGUCAAGAUUUAGAUCAAACUUCAAGUAAAAAAUCUAAUGAAUCUUCACCAAAAAAAACCACUUACAAAGAAACAAAUCAAAGACAACCAUCAGAAGGACUAUCAAAGCAUGAUCUGGAUCAACCAAGAGAGAAGAAGCUUGCUGAUGCUUUCAAAUCACCUUUCAAAUGCAAAAAAAAAAAAAUAGACACAAAACCCAAACUGACACAUCAGGAGAGUAUUACUACUUAUCUAACUUCAACAUUGUCUGAUGAAAGAAAGUAUGAAAAAUUCAAGAAGAACUUUCAUGAGAGUACCAAUGGGUACAAAAAGAUCUUGAACAUAAAAGAUAUUGACAUGAAACCGUCAAUUGAAAUUCUAGACAAUAGUGCAGUUGAGGGGGAUUAUGAAGGAAAAUAUGGAGUAAUAUUGAAACCUUUGAAAAUUUUCUUUGUGAGAUACUUUAAAGAAAUAAACCAACCAAGAGAAAAUGCAAUCUCAAAAGAAAGUAUCAAACCCCAACGAUUUGAAAUGUCAUGGAGAACAGUUAAAAACAAAGUUGAUUGUGGGGUCUUUGCAAUGAGACAUAUAGAGACCUAUAUGGGACAACCACUCUCAAAGUGGAAACCAGUUUUUCAUAAAGAAAGUUCAGUUCAACAAACUACUUUAGAGAAGCUCAGGCAAAGAUAUGCACACAUAAUGUUAACUUCUGAAAUUAACAUGUUGAAGGCUAAGGUGUUGGAUCUUGCUGAAAAAUAUCAAAAAGUUGAAUUCAAAGUGCGUACUGAUCAUGCAUACAAGGCUAUGCAAACAAUUCAAAAAAGGUUAAAAGAAUAA
Messenger RNA from Lactuca saligna, 1332 nucleotides. The record is from the annotation of a GenBank genome assembly. Lineage: Eukaryota; Viridiplantae; Streptophyta; Magnoliopsida; Asterales; Asteraceae.